Messenger RNA from Purpureocillium takamizusanense, 2523 nucleotides. RefSeq names its product Methylamine--glutamate N-methyltransferase (gene TRM1). The transcript has a single exon. The record is from RefSeq and is a predicted model, not a curated record. Gene Ontology annotation, cellular component: nucleus. Lineage: Eukaryota; Fungi; Ascomycota; Sordariomycetes; Hypocreales; Ophiocordycipitaceae. Bases 94 to 2190 code for a protein of 698 amino acids. Gene Ontology annotation, molecular function: RNA binding. Gene Ontology annotation, biological process: tRNA N2-guanine methylation.
AUUCGGGGGACCAGCUUCAUCCGACUUGCGCAAACUCCAGUGGAAACCGGCUUUCACGUCAUCAGACCCCCUUCUCUUGCGACAAUCGUCUGCAUGUGGCCGGCAUUCCCUAUCCGCCGCCUGACUCGCAGCAACUCAAGCCUCGGACCGGCCCUGGUCCGCCGAAUCCGCGUCUCCAUACCUCCUCCGAGCAACUCAACCGGUGCCUUGCGAUUCUCGACUGAGACACCCAUGGCCGAUGCAACGCCCGAUGGCGGCCUCGUCGAGCGAGGGGGCAAGCAGUACAGGCCCAUAAAAGAAGGAAGAGCGACAAUUCUGGUGCCCCAUGACCCUAAAUCGAAGAAGACCGUCACCGAGGAGCAGCAAGUCUUCUACAAUCCCAUCCAACAGUACAACCGCGACCUGUCGACUCUUGCGAUCAAGGUCUAUGGAGAGUGGACCUUGGAGAAGCGCCUAAAGAAGUUGCAAGCAAAGCAUACGGAGAAACAGGGCAAAGGAAAGAAGAGGAAACGUGGCGAUGAAGAGCCUGUUCAGGAGACUGAGACCGAGACUAAGGACCCGUCCGGAGCAGAAGCUACAGAAGCGCCUAAAUUGCCUAAGCCAACCUUCAAGAUUCUCGACGCUCUUUCGGCCUCGGGCCUCCGUGCCAUGCGAUAUGCUCACGAACUGCCGUUCAUAACGUCAGUCACGGCAAACGAUCUCUCAGAGUCGGCUGCCAAGUCGAUACAAGUCAACAUCGACUACAACGGCCUGCAAGACAUCGUCACCGUGACAAACCAGGAUGCUCUCGCUCUCAUGUAUCGCGCGAUUGCCGAUGACCUGUCGAAGCGUGAUCGAAACGGGAACCCUGGCAAGGCGCACAAGUUCGACGUCAUCGACUUGGAUCCCUACGGGACGGCGGCACCCUUUUUCGACGCCGCGAUCCAGUCUGUGCGCGACGACGGCGGGCUUCUGUGCAUCACCUGCACGGACAGUGCCGUCUGGGCUGGGCACAGCUACUGCGAGAAGACGUAUGCGCUUUACGGGGGCAUUCCUCUCAAGGGGAUGCACACCCACGAGGCGGCGUUGCGUUUAAUCCUCCACGCUGUAGCCUCUUCCGGCUCCAAAUAUGGUCUGAGCAUUGAGCCAAUGCUUUCGUUGUCCAUCGACUUCUACACCAAAGUCUUCGUCAAAGUCACUCGGUCGCCGCAAAAGGUCAAGUUUUUGGGCGCCAACACCAUGCUGGUGUACAGCUGCGACCAGGGCUGCGGCUCAUGGGAAACCCAGCCCGUUCUUCGGAGCAAACCGGCGCCGAAUAAGAAGGCAGACGGGUUCUUCUUCAAACACGGCAUGGCUUUGGGUCCGACGGCUGACCGCUUCUGCCGCUAUUGCGGUUUCAAGAUGCACCUGGCCGGGCCCAUGUACGCGGGCCACAUCCACAACCAAGAAUUCAUCCAGCGCAUCCUCGACGAGAUACCCAAAGCACCCACAGACGUAUACAAGACCCUGCCGCGGCUCGAGGGCAUGCUACGCACCGCGCAGGAGGAAUACCUACCGGGCCCGGGACCGCAAGAAGGUGUCGACCGCACCGAGGCCGCGCUCGCCACGCCCGACCAUACGCCAUUCUUCGUCAUUCCGGGCAAAGUAUCUAGCAUCAUUUCUAGCACCACACCCAACGACGACAUGUUCCGUGGAGCCCUCCUGCACUUGGGAUAUCAGGUUGGACGGAGUCACUGCCGCCCCGGUGCCAUCAAGACGGACGCGCCGUGGUCGACGAUAUGGUGGAUCAUGACGGAGUGGAUCAGGCAAAAGUCACCGGUCAAGACGUCGAAAUACAAGCCAUCGAUGGCGGCAUGGAAAAUUCUGCACGAUGCUGGGAUCGUUGGACACGAGUCCGCUUCCCCAAGCAAGGAUGAAGGGGGAGACGGCGACGAUCAGAAGAUGGAGGGCGUUGAGGCGCAACCUACGAGGCCGGAAGCAGAAGAAACGGCUGAGCAGCGCAACGGAAAGAGCGCACCUGGAGCUGGCGAGGUGUCCAGGUCAGAGGACCAGGAGAAGCCGCUGCCAAGUGAGGAUGAACUGCGCAAGACGCUCGUGUUUGAUGAUGCGCUGGCAAGGCUGGGCCGCACCAAGGGAGGGCAGCGCUAUGUGCGCUAUCAGAUGAAUCCGUCGGCGCACUGGGGGCCUAUGACGAGAGCCAAGGGCAAUUAAUAAGUAGCUUACUGGACGGUUUGUAGUCGUCUGCAGGGCACGGAUCACACUGCCGAGGCCGUGGCCUAUUUGUAUAGCACCAGGCUUGGUCUUUGUCAGCGUCAUUUAUUGCCCAGCAGAUGAUGGUUGUUCCACCAGUUCCGUCCUAAGCAAGGUGACAACUUGUGGCAAGUAUUUUUGAGACACACAGUUGGGCCUCGACUGUUGUGUGCGGUGCAGGGAGCGUUGCCAGACGAAGCUGAGACUCUUAUCCCCUGUUGCGGCCCUGGCCAUGUAGAUUCGUAUAAGUACGCUAUAAACUCAUGAUGGCUUGGAGUCAUGUCGAAAAGAUGC